Messenger RNA from Saccoglossus kowalevskii, 1272 nucleotides. Its product is annotated as beta-1,3-galactosyltransferase 1-like. Lineage: Eukaryota; Metazoa; Hemichordata; Enteropneusta; Harrimaniidae. The record is from RefSeq and is a predicted model, not a curated record. Gene Ontology annotation, molecular function: hexosyltransferase activity. Gene Ontology annotation, cellular component: Golgi membrane. Gene Ontology annotation, biological process: protein O-linked glycosylation.
AUGUCAGUGAAACUGCUGUUCAUUCUUGUCUGUUUCAUUGCAUUGAUGUCAGUUCUGUAUAUGAUUGCUGUUUCCAAUCCGCGUAAAAGAAUAGGGAAUGCAGCCAAACUAGUAGCACGAUACCGAGGUCCAAUUUCGGUUGAAGGACGCGCACUGCUGGAUGAAUCGCCAGGCGAUUACGAGGCUAGUCGAGAAAACUCGCUUCUUAAAGACGUAGGGUCGGAGUUUAUAAACGUGCACAACCGCAGCGACUAUGACGUAGAGUCGAAGUUUUUCGAAACUGUGCUAAAUGUAAACACGGUGCCGAUUCAGGAAAAUACGGAGGAUUUUCGUGAUAUUGCAUUUACAAUAAACCACCCAAAGAAGUGCAUGGAUUCUGGGGGUAGAGUCAAAGAAAUCGACUUGCUUAUAUUAGUAGCGACUCGUAUUACGAACGAGAAUGAGCGAAAGAAUAUCAGAAAGACGUGGGGUAACGUAAACUUUUAUGAUGGCUUGAGAGUGGUCAUAUUAUUCCUGGUUGGUAAUCCCAAAUACACACAUCACGAAUACUUUCACCGCAUCCUUUCCGAGGACGUUAAGCAUAAUGACAUCAUAGGGGGCAACUUUGAAGACAGUUACUACAAAUUGACAUUGAAGACGAUCAUGGGCUUGAAGUGGGCACAUGUACACUGUCCUCUUGCGAAGUUCGUGAUGAAAUGCGACGACGAUAUACUGUUACAACCUCAUAACAUAAUGAAAUACAACAUACCAAAAUCUAGAACGUUGAUAGGAUCAUGUGGUAAUCGCUCGGUUGUUGAUCAACGUCCGGGCUCCUCUGAACCAGACUGGCAGUAUGAAGUGUACCCAGCAUACUGUUCCGGCACUGCGUACUUAAUAUCUGGAGAUCUUGUUGCUGAACUAUAUACCACGGCUCUGCAAACCAGUAUGUUCAAGUACGAGGACGUUUUUAUUGGCAUGCUAAUGUACAAACUGGGCCUCCCCGUAUAUCAACACACUGCUUUUCGGUCGUCCAUGUUCCCUGACAGUGCUUGCAACAUUAGAGAUCUCGUUGUAUCCCAUCAUUUUUCAAACAUGAAAUAUGGACCAAACCGGCUAAGCCCGGUGGAAUAUCGAAUGUUGAUAGCUAAACUAUGGUGGCAAUUACGGAUGAUUCGAAGGGGUUACCAGCGCUGCCCUAGCGAUGUAAGUGGAUUGGGUGACAAGCCCGGAAAACCUAUUUACACAGAGGAAAUCCAAAUGAUCGAAAAUCGUCGGAAUUUUACAAUAAACUGA